CUGUGUAAUUCCAGUGGACCCUAGGCAGUUAUACAUUGUCCCUUUUAUCAGCGGUUUGCCACUGAUAUUGAGGAUGCUGGGGACUGGCACUGGUCAAUAUCCUGCCCAGAGUCUCUCCGGCUGCGCGUUGGGAAUCAUGGCGGACAAGGUGAAGAGCAUAGAUGAGGUCGUUUCCACGGCAAAUAGUCUAAGAGCGACUGUGAGCAAAGUUUUCCAAGAUCUUGCAACUAAUCCCAGUGUAAACAAGGAAACAGGGGAUUCUUCCGAGACUUCUAAGGGAGGAAAUAUAACUCAAAUACUGAAGAAAAAUCUUACAAGUGUACACAAAGUCUUGAGCGAGCUAGAUAAAGCAAAUGAGGGACUCUCUUCAUUGGAUGGUCGAUCUCCUUCCUUGGGAAAUACAGGACUCUUAAGCUUGGAUCCAGUUGAAGACAAAACCCCUCUCUAUGACAAACUUCUAGAGACUUACGACUGGCAUGAAAAGCUGACUUCAGAGGCUCAACACGCUUUAUCGUGUUUAAAAAGACAUCAUCCCCCAGCUGCACAAAGCUUGGAUCGCUCACCCUCAUCAGCAAAGAGGGCAAAGACAAAUUUGAAAGGGGAAAUACAGAAGGCCUUGCAGGACUGCAAGGCUUUGUAUCCUCGCUUAGAGUUGUCAAUAGCUAGUGCAUGUGGUGCCCAUGUUCUGAAGGUGCUUGUACCAAAGACACUCAAAGCUACAAUAGUACUGCGCAUGACAGAAAUCGACCAGGUGAUCAUCAGAGGAAUACAGGAGAGCUCUCUUCUGGAAAAAGAGGAAUCACAGUCUCCGUCACGCCACGCUGUAUUUAGAAAGAUAACAGAUUAUGCCACGUCUGUAGUAUUACAUUACUACUCUGCUACCGAUCCCACAGCUCAAGUGCGAGGCUUCUUGAGGUGGUUGAACAGUUUUCAAGCUCUUUUCUCCAUUAAGUGUGUGGGCUGUGGCCAUCACUUAAGGGAGGAGGCAGACAAUGUGUUACUACCCCCUUGCUGGCGAACUUACGAAGAUCUAUCACCCUACCACUACCAAUGCAGGCCUUAGUUACUUGCAUACAGCUUUGUUACGGCGGACUGAUUGUGGCAGGCUGUUGAACAUAAAGAAAAAAAGAGUAAAGAGAGAAACUUGUUAAAACUCGAAAAACCUUUUCGCAAAGGCAGCGCAAGUUUUGGACGAGGUUAUGUCAAGCUCAAAUUUGGGACAAGGUUGACGUACAAGUGGUUGGAUAAUUUUAAUGGCUUGGGUUCCCUGUUUAUGUACAUGACCGGGGUUUCAUUAAGGCCUGGUGACGUGUGAAGGUGGAGUUUUUUCCUUCGCCAGGUGUCUGUAGUAACCUUGGUAAUAUUAGGCUUAGGACUUUCUCUUGAUUGGGGGAUUGUUAUUCGGAACUCUCCGGCACCACUUCCGACUGUUUAAAAUGAAUGCCGAAGGUCAACGUUGCCAGAGACUCGAUGUACUUAGAACUGUUGUCCAUGCUAACAUCAAAUACUGCAAAACAAUACUGCAAAAGAAAAUUAAAACUGUGAAGACUUCCAGCUAUUGGGAGGCUGAUAACAGUUAGCUGUUAACAUUAUUAACGUGGCGACAUGGAGGUGAACACGCCACGGCGUGUUUUAACUCUAGUGGUCAUAACUGGUGUAAGGAUUUGAACGCGGGACUACCAAACCUCAAAUCCGUCAAAACAAACACCGGUCAAUCUGCAUCCACAAAUCAAGUGAUCCCUGUAAAUGUACACGAGCCUUCCAAAAACAACAUCGUAUUAAAAAUAUUGCCAUGUUCACCCAUAUCUCUUGACUUUUCAGUAAACUGGCAUUGAAACUGGCAUUGGGUUUAUUUUACUAUAAUGUCAUGCGAGAAAACAACGCGCUUCACAUUUGGAACGAAAUGUGUAUUAUGUAGUUGUGAUAGCUGCAAAGCUGAAACCUAUAACUAAUCUACUUAACUCUCAACCUCGUAGCCGUUGGAGUGACUUUCAUAAGUAGAUAAAU
This is a messenger RNA of Orbicella faveolata, 2007 nucleotides long. RefSeq names its product mediator of RNA polymerase II transcription subunit 27-like. NCBI's taxonomy places the organism in Eukaryota, Metazoa, Cnidaria, Anthozoa, Scleractinia, Merulinidae. Gene Ontology annotation, cellular component: mediator complex. Gene Ontology annotation, biological process: regulation of transcription by RNA polymerase II. Gene Ontology annotation, molecular function: transcription coactivator activity. The record is from RefSeq and is a predicted model, not a curated record.